AUGGAUUUAUACUCAGAAGCUAAUUAUGCACACGAAAUGUCACCAUGUCCUAAAUGUCGAGGCGACAGCGACAUAACAACGGGAAGAAAACAAUCACUUACUAGUUCGCAAAGACUAAUUAUCUUAGCAACUAUAGUUCUAUUUAUUUUAUCUUGUGCAAUUUUGGCAUGCAAUGUGUGGAUACUAUCAGAAAACAUUAACAUCAGACAUGAACUGUCUAACGAGUUACAUAAAGCUGCUUUACAAAAUCAAGUUGAAGAAACUCAUGGAGAUGAAGACGACGAUGGAAUUUACAACCACGUGGUUUUUAAACGAAACGCUCAAAAGAAAACCAAAUCGAAGAGAGGUCGCAGAUGUAAGUGCAAAGGUAAACGUGGGAAAAGAGGACCUCCCGGACCCAAAGGUGAUCAAGGAGAAAAAGGUGAAUCUGGUAAAACAGGACAAAGUGGUACUCCUGGUAUAAGAGGAGAUCCGGGUCCUAUUGGGACUCAAGGAAAUACUGGACCGAAAGGAGAGAAAGGUGAUCCUAGUAAAACGAUAAAAAUAAAAGCAGCCCAUUAUACUUCUGACUUCGAUCGCGACAUAGACCAUGAGGACAAGAUCUGGGAAAAGACAAAAAAUGGUUAUAGAGAAUAUGUUGAAUGCAAUAACAUAUGGCAUGGUACUGUUUGCAGAAAUAGAACAUAUACAAGUUUAAAAAACAGUCAAACUAUGACGUUUCUAGAGAGAUCGAAUUGGAAUAAUGUUGAAAAUCCGUUUGAUGAUACAGAAAAGGGAAAAUAUAAAGCCAAAGAAACAGGGAUAUAUCUCGUUUACUUCCAUGUUGUGUUCAAUAAUGUUUUGUCCAGGGAAGAAAUAGCCAUCAUACAUCAUCGACAUAACCCAAACACUGACACUGUACUUAGGUGUGUUGAAGGCAACGACAGUUAUGAUCACGGACCAAAAAGUCAUAAAAACAAAAAGAUGAAGACUUGCAGCAUAACAAGUGUACUAUUCGUUCAGCAGAAUGAUGUUUUAGAAAUACAAAACAAAAUUGCUGGUACAUCCAUUGACCUUACGAAGGAUGCUACAUAUUUUGGAGCAGUUCUUUUAUCAAAUGUUCCUCAAUGAUCUCGUUUUACAUGCUUCCAAUUGAGAUUUAUUUUAAUGACUUAAAAGUGUAUUACAUUUUGUUAGUCAGAUACACAUUUCAAUAUAAUGCAGAUAUAAUGAUAGAAAUCAGUUGAAAAACUUAUCGUUUUUUUUUGGUUAACAAAUAUAUUCCUUUGCAUAGUAAUAAAUGACUUUUUGCGUUUAGCAUACACUUUUUCAAGUAUUCAUCAUACAUGUAUGCUUACUUAUAUCUUUGUUGAAAGCUACAUUUGGGAUAUAGAAUGACUUCCUCGAAGAUUAACUAGUUAUCCAUUAGAAACUCUUACUUUUACACUGAAAUCCUUUACAGCUUAACUUUUUUCUAUAUAAAAUUCAUGACCAAAUUAAAAUAAUACAUAUUUUAUGUUAAUACCUCGACAUUUCAAAAUACAUGUACCAAGUCAGGAAUAUGACAGUUGUUGUCCAUUCAUUUGAUGUGUCUUAUCAUUUGGUUUUGCCAUUUGAUUAGAGACAUUCCGUUUGAAAUUUUCCUGGGAUAUCAUUAUUUGUGUUUUUACUUUUUAAGUCAAUAUAUAAAAAAGACGAGUAAAAUAUAUAACCGGUUUAAACUGAAUUUAUAAUACCGUCACUUGUAAAAGCAUUGCUACAUACAAUACAUGAAAAGUAUUUAGAUGGAAAUUAUUUUUUAUAUUUAAAAAAAGAACAAUUAAUUAAGAUGAAUGCAAUAUUUUAUACUGAACUAUUUAUUGAUGAGGAAUUUUUCAUCAUUGCAAACUAUAAUAUACAUGUAUUAUAAAAGAGAAAUGCUUGACAAUUAAUAAAUCGGAUUAUUUUGUACUCAUUGUUAUUAUUCUAGCAUUAUCUUGUACAUGGUAUCUGUGUUUGCCAAAAAAGAGCUUGUUAUUGGUAUAUGGUUUUUUUUCUUUCACUUUUAGUUUUAAAACAGUAGAAUAAAUCCUAUUUCACAUUUUUAUUCCUAUAACAUAAAUCAUGUUUAACAAGAUCAAUAUAUUUUCAAAACUUUCAGCUUCCCAGUUUGAAAAUCUUUGAGACAAUGUUACAUGACAUGCAGUAAUUUUUCAAAGCUUAAAUAAAUGGACUGAACAUAAAUUGCUUUCAAUAAAUUGGCAGAAACAACUUCUUUUGAAUUUUACUUAAUUCUUAAAAAAACAACAUUUAGUGCGAAAAGGCUAUGAUUGUGACCAACGAAUAUUUAAAUUAUUUACGUAAUAAAAAAUUGUUUGAAACAAGUGUUAGUCUAGUUAUAUAAUAUAUCAAUUAAGAAUGUAAUAUUUUAUUUUUAAAAUUUUUAACACCAUUGUUUAAUAUCAGAUGUUUGGUUCUAAAACUGUCAUUUACAACUUAUAAUCUAUACAAUUGACCCUAGUUGGUCAGUAAACCGACAACCAACCUCGAUUUCAUAUAGUCUAAGGUGACUGUAUCAUAUUAUUACACUACUAUAUUUAAAGUUGUACGUCUCAAAUAAAUACCUGUUUAUUUUAAGAUUGUCUAUACAAAUCUGUUCAGGUAUGAGAUAACAUAUCAGUCGACCUACUUUUUAAACCGUCCUUUGUAAACUUCAUGUAAAGAUUUUAUUAUGUGUAAAUAAAAAUCUGUAUAAUA
Molecule: messenger RNA, 2715 nt
Organism: Mytilus trossulus (common blue mussel)
Lineage: Eukaryota; Metazoa; Mollusca; Bivalvia; Mytilida; Mytilidae
Product: ectodysplasin-A-like
Exons: 8
Coding region: 1-1110 (369 amino acids)
Biological process (GO): immune response
Cellular component (GO): membrane
Molecular function (GO): receptor ligand activity; tumor necrosis factor receptor binding
Source: RefSeq, a predicted model, not a curated record